Molecule: messenger RNA, 4361 nt
Organism: Pelobates fuscus (common spadefoot toad)
Lineage: Eukaryota; Metazoa; Chordata; Amphibia; Anura; Pelobatidae
Gene: BRIP1
Product: BRCA1 interacting helicase 1
Exons: 21
Coding region: 85-3915 (1276 amino acids)
Biological process (GO): double-strand break repair involved in meiotic recombination; nucleotide-excision repair
Cellular component (GO): nucleus
Molecular function (GO): DNA helicase activity; DNA binding; ATP binding
Source: RefSeq, a predicted model, not a curated record
CGGGAACACGCGAAUGCGCUAUCGUGUGCCAGAGGGGCAUAGAGUGAGCAGUGGCAUAUAAAUAAAGCAUCCUGUGCCGUUAAGAUGUCAACCACGCUAUCCGAAUAUACGAUUGGGGGUGUUAAAAUCCUGUUUCCAUGUAAAGCCUAUCCUUCUCAGCUUGCCAUGAUGAAUUCCAUCAUGAGAGGAUUAAACGGCAAGCAACACUGUUUAUUGGAAAGUCCUACAGGAAGUGGAAAAAGUUUAGCGCUGCUGUGUUCUGCCCUUGCAUGGCAGCAAACUCUGUAUGGGAAACCAGCAGAUGAAGGGACAAAUGAGAAAGACUGGAAAAAACCACAAGCCGUAACAUGUUUCUGCUUAUGCCAUUCCAAAUAUACGAAUCAAAGCAAAUCGGAUUCUUCUACUAAUAACGUUUUUGCAACAAGUCAUAUUAACGAUAACCUUAAUAACAAAGCAACAUUAGCUUCUAAACUCUCUGCAAAGAAGCAAGCCUUUGCUGAGGAUCAGGAUGAUGAUUUCCAAUCUGAAAAGAAAAGAAUCCGACAGUCCCAAAAUGAGCCGCAGGCAAAAAAACGACACUGUUACGAGAAAGGUGUGCAGUUUAUUGAUGAUGACGACCUACAUAAAAAUAAUCUAGAGUCAGACUGUUACAGGCGGAUGAAUGACGGUGUACAUGUUUACCAUGAAAAUCCUGAAGUCUCCACUGCCAAUUAUUUUCCUGAAACUUGUGAACUUUGUUUCUGUGGGCGUACCAAAGAGCAUGAUAAAACAGACGAAAAUGGCAAGAAGAAGGAAAAUGGGGAGCGACAGAGAGUGCCCAAAAUAUAUUUUGGUACACGAACGCACAAACAGAUAGCACAGAUUACUAAGGAGUUGCGUAGAACAGCUUAUUCGGGUGUCCGUAUGACUAUAUUGUCAAGCAGAGAUCACACUUGUGUCCACCCUGAGAUUCACAGUAACAGAAAUGAGAAAUGCAAGGAACUUCUUGAGGCUAAAGACGGACGCACUUGCCGAUACUUCCAUGGUGCACACAAAAUGAGUGAGCAGGCUGUUCUUCAGUAUAGUCUUGGAGUUAAUCAGGCUUGGGACAUUGAAGAACUUGUAGGAUUAGGCAAGAAACUACGUUCAUGUGCUUACUUUGCUGCUCGUGAAUUAAUGAAGGAAGCAGAUAUUGUUUUCUGUCCUUAUAACUAUCUUUUGGACUCUCAAAUUAGAGAAAAUAUGGAGAUAGGCCUGAAAGAACAAGUAGUAAUUCUAGACGAAGCCCACAACAUUGAGGACUGUGCUCGAGAAUCUGCUAGUUUUCGUGUGACAGACACUGAGCUGACUUUUGCACGUGAUGAAAUAGACAGUAUGGUGAAUCAUAAAAUAAGAGUCCAUGAUCAUGAGCCUUUGAGAGCUGUAUGCUAUAGUUUGUCAAAUUGGAUGAAGGAGUGCUCCGAUCAGCUCGUUGAAAGAGAAUUUGAAUCAUCAUAUAAAGUAUGGGAUGGCAAAGAAAUCCUUGACAUUUUUCAUGUCAUGGGCAUAACAAAUGCAACAUUCCCCCUUUUACUGGCGAAUCUUGCUGCUGUCACAGAAAAAGAAGAGAAGGUAACUGUGAUUCACGGACAGGAAAAUGUAUUUACAAUUCCUACAGUCAGCCCCCCAACACAAAUGGUACUUAAAGGACUAUUUAUGGUGCUCGGUUAUCUCUUUCGACAGAACAGCAGAUUUGCAGACGAUUACAGAAUUGCCCUGCAGCAGUCCUACACCUGGGGAAGUAAGCAGGAUAUUAUUGAUGAAAAUGGCUUCUUUGCAAGACCUAGAAACAGAAGAAAUGCGCGACAGAAGACACUGGUCUAUACCCUGAAUUUCUGGUGCCUCAAUCCAGCUGUGGCCUUUUCUGAUCUAAGUGAUGCUGCUCGCACAAUUGUUCUCACAUCAGGUACCUUGUCUCCGAUGGACUCUUUCUCUUCUGAACUAGGUGUAAAGUUUUCUAUCCAGCUGGAGGCAAACCAUGUUAUUCAUAAAUCCCAGGUCUGGGUUGGCACUGUUGGUGCAGGUCCAAAAGGCAGAAAACUAUAUGCAACAUUUCAACAUACAGAGACAUUUGAUUUUCAGGAUGAAGUUGGGGAUGUUUUGCUCUCUGUGUGCCAAACUGUAAGCAAGGGGGUGCUUUGUUUCCUUCCCUCUUACAAGAUGUUGGACAAAUUAAAAGACCGAUGGAUGCACACUGGGCUGUGGCAAAAUCUGGAGAGGAUCAAAACGGUUAUUAAAGAACCACAAGGAGGGGACAAGACUGAUUUUGACAAAUUACUGCAGAUGUAUUAUGAUGCAAUACGUUAUCAGGAUGAGAAAGAUGGUGCUCUCCUUAUUGCUGUGUGCAGAGGGAAAGUGAGUGAAGGACUAGAUUUCUCUGAUGACAAUGCCCGGGCUGUGAUUACUGUAGGAAUUCCUUUUCCUAAUGUCAAAGACCUUCAGGUUGAGCUGAAGAGAAAGUAUAAUGAUCAGCAUGCAAAAACAAGAGGACUUCUGCCAGGCAGCCAUUGGUAUGAAAUCCAGGCGUAUCGUGCCCUGAACCAAGCCCUGGGAAGGUGCAUCCGUCAUAAGAAUGAUUGGGGUGCCCUAAUUUUAGUUGAUGACCGCUUUAGAAGCAAUUCUAAAUAUAUCGCUGGUUUGUCAAAAUGGGUCCGUCAGUUAGUACAGCACCACUCCACGUUUAACCGUGCUGUGGAAUCGUUAAUGGAAUUUUCUACAAAUCAGCAGAAGAGAGAAAGUUUGACCAGGGAGGAUGAAUCUCUUCAGGGGCCAUCAACGUCUUAUAGCAGCACAUCACUAAAUUCUUCUUUGAUGGAUAUCACAGUCCAUCCUUCCCCGUAUGUCCCUGAAUCUACACAGAUUGCAUCUACACAGAAUUCUGCACAAACUGCACCAGUGCUCACGAUACCGUGCAGCCCAAUCCAAGCAACACUUGUGGAGGACGUCCAACCGAAGAGUAAAUGUGAUUUUGACAGUGACAGAGAAAAAUCUCAGUACAGAAACGAGAGAUGGGACAAGGCAAUGCCAAUAUGGAAGAAGUAUGCUUUGGCUGGCAAAAAAAAACGUGAAAGUCAUUUUGACAGUGACCGAGAAAAAACUCAGUACGGAAACGAGAGAUGGGACAAGGCAAUGCCAAAAUGGAAGAAGUUUGCUUUGGCUGGCAAAAAAAAACGUGAAAGUGGGUCAAAUCAAAGGGAAUCGUUCUAUAAAUAUUUCACAAGUAACCCCCUCACAUCAACACCGGUACCUGGUUCAUCCAAGAAUUCUGCUUACAUGGCCAUUGACUGCUGUAAAAUAGAUGAGGACAGAUCUGAAUUAACAAACAGAGGCACAUGUGAAAACGAAGCUAAGGAACCAAAACAUUCAUCCAUAAUACUGGAAGAAGAUGGCAAUGAAAUUUGCAUGGAAAGUGUGCAAAAUGCUGUCCCACUUUUCCAUAAGAAUGCAAAUAUCAGUGUUCUUUCACCACCUGACAGCAUGGUAACAGCAGUUACUGACAUAACUGAAACAGAAAAUGAUACAAAAGAUACAAUCUACUAUACUCCAGAACUUUAUGACGACGUAGAUCAACAACUCAGUCCCAAACCAAAUGAUAUAGCAGAACUACUGGCAGGUCCAUUUGAUGAACUCAUUAAUGGAAGCCCAGACAAAAGUCAACUCAGCAUACCAACAGAUGAGUUAAAUUAUACUGAUGCAAAGCUACCAAACAUAAACAUAAAGUCAUCUCCUGUCAACAUGUCUGAAAGGGAGAAGAAUCUGAUAUAUGGUGAAAAUGAUAAAGAAGAAUUUGAUGUGAGACAGGCUAACGGAGACCAUGUUAAACAAACCAGGGAAAAUAGAAAGCACAGACUUUCCAGAUCUAGAAAUAAAAGUCUAUCCACGUCCAAUUUUGAUUAAUCUUGUAAUAAUUUGCAAAAUAUUAGCAGUUUGGAGGUUGAGCUAAAAUAAAUAUUACAAAAAAAUUCUAUAAAUGUAUCUAAAAUACUGCAGCCAACAUAUGUAUUUUUUAGUUUUUCUAUGUGCACCAGCCAUAUGGUCAAUGUUUAUAUUGUAUUGCUAGCAAAGAAGAAAUGGAUUUAUCAUGUAUGGAAUCCAUUCAACUCCCAGAAUUCAUCACACAGAAAUAAAUACCGUCAAUAGUGGAAUUUAUAAGAGCACCUGUUGUAUUAAUUCAGUUACUUUAAACAAUCAACACUACAUAAAAAAAAAUCCUAUGGAUUCAAUCAAAAUGUGUAGAAGGUGAAAUAAAAGUACAGGUUUAAUGACGAUCUUAAGUUGCAUUCUGAAAAUUUAUUUUUAUCAUUUGUUUUCCAAGAUUUAAUUUAUAAACAAGGCUAAAUGAU